Messenger RNA from Oncorhynchus masou masou (cherry salmon), 2074 nucleotides. It is a transcript of the gene prrc1, whose product is annotated as proline-rich coiled-coil 1. Gene Ontology annotation, molecular function: protein kinase A regulatory subunit binding. The record is from RefSeq and is a predicted model, not a curated record. Gene Ontology annotation, cellular component: cytoplasm. Lineage: Eukaryota; Metazoa; Chordata; Actinopteri; Salmoniformes; Salmonidae. Gene Ontology annotation, biological process: activation of protein kinase A activity.
GAGAACCGGUGUUACAGUUUUAACCAAUAGUUCUGUCACUUUACUUCCUUCAGCGAUUUUGGAACGUUUACUGUUGAAAAGUGAUAUCCCAAGUAUGAAUACAGCAAAGUAUACACAGUAAAGGGUACAAAAAAGGAAAACAUUGGAUUAGUAACACGAGCCGACUGUUCAUCCCACUUUGGUAAUACGUGGCAAUGCCUGACGUCAUUAGAACGCGGCCAUCUUUCCACAGUUAGUGCGUUUGCUACUUCUCUUUUGGCUCAAUACAUUGGAAAGUGAUUGAUUUUCCACCCAUUCGUUUCUCUGGAAUAUCAAGAUUUCAGACCGAAGGCCGGGAAGAUGAUGGAAGAAAGUGGAAUAGAGACCACCCCACCCGCCUCCCCUUUGCCUCCCCCUAGCAUGGCAGCCGCAGUCAACCCCCCUCCCCUGACUAUGGGCCUGUCCAGUCCCCUGUCCCUCCCCAGAACCACCGGCAUAUCCACCUUCGCCCCCGAGGGCUUCUCAACCCCCGCCCCUCUCGCUGUCUCCACCUCAAUCCCCCCUAUCCACUCCUCCGCGCCCCCUCCCUUCGGCAGCCCCAUACCCACCCUGUCCUACCCCCCUCCGCCCAUCGGGGAGCACCUUACACCCCCAGCCCCAUGGCCUUCUCCUCCCCCUCCCUCCGCGCCCCCGAUGGGCGCUGUGGCCCUGCCUCCGACCGGUCCGGUGAUGACGGCGCCACCGAUGGGCCCGCCCACCACAGGCUUUACCAUGAGUGCGGGCUAUGACAUCACGCGGGGACACGCCGGACGCACACCGCAGACGCCGCUCAUGCCCAGUUUCUCCAGCGCCUCCCCAAUGACAGGGGUAGUAUCCAACCCAAUGGUGCAACAGCCAAUGAUGUCAGGGGGUCUAGAUGCCGGCUCCCCCAUCACCUUCCCUGAGGUCGAAAACGAGGACCCCCGCCUCGCCGUAGAUGCCAACGCGGGGGGCGGCAUUUGGGGUUUCUUCAAGGGCGUGGCAGGUAACCACAUGGUAAAGACGGUCCUGGAUAAGACCAAGCACUCAGUGGAAUCCAUGAUCACCACUCUGGACCCGGGCAUGGCUCCAUACAUCAAGUCGGGCGGGGACUUGGACAUCGUGGUGACAUCAGACAAAGAGGUGAAGGUGGGGGCAGUGAGAGAUGCCUUCCAAGAGGUGUUUGGCAUGGCCAUGGUGACCGGGGAGGCCGGCCAGUCCAACAUCGCCCCGCAGCCCGUUGGCUACGCAGCCGGAGUCAAGGGGGCCCAGGAGCGCAUCGACAGCCUGCGGCGGGCGGGCGUCAUCCACGAGAAGCAGCCCGUGGUCUCUGUGGAGAACUUCAUCGCAGAGCUUUUCCCCGACAAAUGGUUUGACAUUGGCUGUCUAAUCCUGGAGGAUCCUGGAGCUGGCAUUCACAUUGAGACCUUCACUCAGGCUACGCCACUGUCCUUGGAGCACGUCCAGCAGGCCCAGUCCCUGACCCCGCCGGACUACAGCCUUCGCUGGUCGGGCCUACUGGUGACGGUGGGCGAGGUGCUGGAGCGCAACGUACCCAAUGUGUUGCGCACGGACUGGCACCAGGCCUUCACGGGCAUGUCCCGCCGCCAGAUGAUCCAGAGCGCCGCCAAGGCCCUGGCGGGCAUGUACAAGCAGCAGCUUCCACCCAGGACAAUGUGAGGUGGCACCAUAUCCCCCAGCCACCAUGUCUUUAAACUGACAACUAGGGGGAGGGAGAACCAGAGGAGGGAAGAGGGGGUUGGGCAGAAGCGGCAGCCGUUUCACCAAAUGGGAUUCCUACUCUGCUUCUAGCUGUCCGUCCUGAUUGGGCAAAAAGCCAAAUGCAAUUUUUUUGUUAUGUUUUAUUAUUUGUUUGUAGCAAGGUUUUAUGGGUUGAAACAUUCUGAUGUGCCAACUGGAUGGAGAGAAUAACAGAAGUGGAUUGUUCCUUCAAAAACAGGAAAUCAUCAUUUAUUUCUAAAUCAACUUUUUCCCCCCAGCUAAGGCCCAGAAAGACUUGCCGUUUCAGAGAUAGCGUAGCAAACUAGCUCAUUAAAGUCAUGAUUGAUUAUUUGAA